Penicillium angulare is the source of this 1779-nucleotide messenger RNA. RefSeq lists its product as uncharacterized. The transcript is spliced from 4 exons. Gene Ontology annotation, biological process: glycerol catabolic process. The record is from RefSeq and is a predicted model, not a curated record. Lineage: Eukaryota; Fungi; Ascomycota; Eurotiomycetes; Eurotiales; Aspergillaceae. Gene Ontology annotation, molecular function: glycerone kinase activity; ATP binding. Gene Ontology annotation, cellular component: cytosol. Bases 1 to 1779 code for a protein of 592 amino acids.
AUGCAGACCAAGCACUUCUUUUCCGACCCGACCCAUCUGGUCUUGACCGCGCUCAACUCCAUCACCGUCACCAACCCAUCCCUUGCAUUGGAUGUACAGAAUAAGAUCGUAUUCCGUCGCCCAGAUGCGCCCCGCAAGUCGAAGAAGGUCUCCAUCGUAACUGGUGGUGGCUCUGGCCAUGAGCCUGCUUUUGCGGGCUUUGUCGGUCACGGUCUCUGUGAUGCCGCUGUUGCCGGUACUGUUUUUGCUUCGCCUUCUGCGGAGCAGAUCCGUAGAGCUGCUAUGGAUCGUGUCCCCACUGAUAGUGGUGUUUUGAUUAUUCCAAACAAUUAUACUGGUGAUGUGCUCAACUUUGGUAUGGCGACGGAGAAGUCCCGGGCUGCGGGUAUUCGGACGGAAUUCUUCGCUAUGGCUGAUGAUGUUGGUGUUGGUCGUAAGAAGAGUGGUAAGGUCGGUCGCCGUGGUAUUGGCGGUGCUGCUCUGAUCUUGAAGCUUGUCGGAGCUUUGGCUGAAGCUGGCGGUAAUCUGGAUGAGGUCUACGGUCUUGCUCAGCAUGUUAACAAUAACUUGGUUUCCAUUGGUACUUCCUUGGAACAUGUUCAUAUCCCUGGUCGUCGAGUUCCGGAAGGUCUGGACACUAUUGCCCCUGGCGAUGCUGAGGUUGGUAUGGGUAUUCACAAUGAGCCUGGUUCUCACCGCGCCAAGGCAGACCUCGUUGAGCUCGUUAAGACUAUGCUUCGCUCCCUGCUGGAUCCUAAUGACUCGGACCGUGCAUACGUUACUUACACCCCCAAGGACGAGUUUGUCCUCUUGAUCAACAACCUGGGUGGUGUUAGCAUCAUUGAAUUGGCGGGUAUCACCGAUGAGGUCAACCGCCAGCUCAACAGCGACUACAAGGUCAACCCUGUUCGUGUCAUUCAAGGCACUUUCCUCAGCAGCUUGGAUGGAUUGGGCUUCAGCAUCUCCCUUCUCAAGCUUGCUGACACUGGUCUCGGAGCCGGCAAGUCCCUGCUCGAGCUUCUGGAUGCUCCCGCCGAGGCCGUUGGCUGGUCUGCUCCCAUCGCAACCUCCACUUGGCAAAACCGCAUCGACACCCCGGUCCAGCUUAAGAACUCCAACCUGGCCGAGGAGAACCCUAGCAACGUGAAACUGGACCCUGCCGUCGUGAAGAAGGUCCUCGGCGCUGGCCUAAGGCAAGUCAUCGCCGCCGAACCUGAAGUCACCAAAUACGACACCAUCGUCGGUGACGGUGACUGCGGUGUAGGCCUUAAGCGUGGUGCCGAAGCCAUCCAAGAGCUCCUAGAUAGCAGCUCACCCGGUUUGACCGACGACAUCGUCAACACCGUCAACCGCAUCGUAACAGUCGUCGAGAAUGUGAUGGACGGUACCUCCGGUGCCAUCUACGCUAUCUUCCUGAACGCUCUCGCUCACGGCCUCCGCGCUCAGGACAAGGGUUCUACCCUCCAAGCCGACACUGAGGUCUGGGCCAAGGCACUCAAGCACUCCGUCACUGCUCUGGGAAGAUACACACCCGCCAAGCCUGGUGACCGCACACUCAUGGAUGCGCUUGUUCCAUUCUGCGAUACUCUUUUCGCAAAGAAGGAUAUCCAUGCCGCUCUUAAUGCUGCUAAGGAGGGCACUGAGGCUACGAAGAAUAUGAAGGCUAGUCUUGGUCGCUCGGUUUAUGUUGGUGGGGAGUCUGAGUGGAUCGGCAAGGUUCCUGAUCCUGGUGCUCAUGGUCUUACUGAGUUCUUGGCUGGACUUGCGGAUGCAGCUUGA